GGGGGAUUUCCUGGGCGGAAGCUGUGAGGGGGUUUCCAGUGUGAUCAUACCAGUCGCACACACACAUAGACCAGAGAGCUAGAAUCACGGACCUGGACCUGGACCCGGACCCGGAUCAUGAGGACUUUACUGGAGGCCUGGAGGUUUGGAGGACGCCGCACCGGCGGCUCGACGGUUUGAACCCCGGAGACAGAGCGUGCCGAUCCGCGGAGCUGCUGACAGUAAGACCGAGGACUAGAUUCAUGUCAUGUCAGCGGGGAGGAGUUCUGACGGGAGGGAGGUGCAGAUUCCACUCCAGCAGGUGGCGCCCUCCCUGGCUGCGUCUCUCUCUGUGGCUCCUCCCAUCACCCCCCCCUCUCACCGCCCGGCCAAUGUGUGGCCCCUCAGUGACCCUGUCGCUCCACAAGGUUUUCUGCCUCUUCAUGGAGGAUUUCGAGAUCACUUUGUAGAGAGUCCAGAAGCUAAGUACUGCUGCGAGGUGUGUCGCCUGGUUCUGUGUCAGCCGCGACAGACGGAGUGUGGACAUCGCUUCUGUCAGAGCUGCAUCAACAACAUCCUCAGUCAGCCAAACCCAGUGUGUCCAGCUGACAUGGAGCCGCUGUUUAAAGACAAGAUCUUCAGGGACGUGUGCUGUCACAGGGAGAUCAUGUCUCUGAAGGUCUACUGUCGCAGUGAAGCUCACGGCUGUCAGGAACACAUGAGUCUGCAGCAGAUACCUGAACACCUGAACGUCUGUCCCUUCUUUGAGGUCCCCUGUCCUCUGGGAAAAUGUAAAGAGCGAAUGAUGAGGAAGGAAAUCCCUGAUCACCUGAGCUGGAAAUGUAAACACAGAGAGAGCAGCUGUGAGUUCUGCGCCACCAAGAUGCCACUGACAGAACUGCAGAAACACAAAGACACCGUGUGUCCAGCAUUCCCGGUCUCCUGUCCAAACCACUGCUCGUUCUCCUCGUUGCCCCGGAGUGAGCUCUCCAGUCACCAGCAUGACUGUCCCAAAGCUCAAGUGAGUUGCCAGUUCCACCGUUACGGCUGCGUCUUCAAGGGUUUGAACCAGGAAAUGAGGCAACAUGAGUCCACGUCUGCAGCCGAGCACUUGAGAAUGAUGGCCAACAGGAGUUUGGUGCUGGAGAACAAGGUGGAGGAUGUGAAAGGAGAGCUGUCAGAGCGAUACAAGGUGCUGCCUGCGCUCAGCAGCCGUCUGUCUGAACUGGAAAAACACAACGACGAGCUGAGAGACAAGAAUCGUCAGAUGGAGCAAAAGCUGGCGACGAUGCAGAAACUGAUGAGUUCUCACUCUGAGAAGCUCCUGGAGGUGGAGCUGGAGCUUCACUCUCUCCGUCUGCUCAGAGACGAGGUGGACAACCUCAGAGGAACUCUGGACAAUGUCCGCACCAGGCUGAACGCUCUGGAACAAGGGGGACGCAGUGGAACAGGAUCCACAACACACCCUCUGGCGCCCCUGGAGACGCAGCUGAAUCGCCAUGACGACAUGCUGAGUGUCCAUGAGAUCCGUCUGGCAGACAUGGACCUGCGCUUCCAGGUGCUGGAGACGGCGAGCUACAACGGGACUCUGAUCUGGAAGAUCCGCGACUACAAGAGACGGAAACAGGAAGCGGUGGCAGGAAAGACGCUGUCGCUGUAUUCACAGCCGUUUUACACCGGAUACUUCGGAUAUAAGAUGUGUGCUCGAGUUUACCUGAACGGGGACGGCAUGGGCAAAGGGACACACCUGUCUCUGUUCUUUGUGGUGAUGAGGGGCGAGUACGACGCCCUGCUGCCCUGGCCGUUCAAACAGAAGGUGACUCUGAUGCUGAUGGACCAGGGCCCGUCCAGGAAACACCUGGGCGACGCCUUCAAACCAGAUCCAAGCAGCAGCAGUUUCAGGCGUCCCGCCGCAGAGAUGAACAUCGCGUCUGGUUGUCCACUGUUUGUCUCACAGAGCGUCCUGGAGACAGGCAGCUACAUCAAAGACGACACCAUCUUCAUCAAGGUUACCGUGGAUACCUCUGACCUUCCUGACCCGUGAGCUUGUGACCUCAGUGGUCUAAGAUCAGCUGACCUGUCCAUGUUCAGCAGAGCAGAGGAUGAUGGGAAGGAUCUGCGAAGGUCCACCUCAGAGGAAGUGGCCAAUCAGAGACCCCCGUACAGACCAGAGGACGGGUCUUCCUGUGAUUGGCUGGUAGCCUGCAGAACUGAUUUAUGUGUUUGAAUGGAUGAGUGUUGCUAUGACGUCACCAUGGUGACAUCACUCAGAGCCAACAUGGCCGCCCGCUGCAGUCAGGACAGUGCUGCUGCUCGUUAUCGAUGCCAUGCAUCGACUUUUACUUCCUGUUUAUUAACUGGUUACCAAGGCAACCGAGGAAAUUCACCUCACCCGCAGAGAAGCACUGAAGACCAGCACCAGAGACCAGUAGAGACUAGUAUGGGUCAGUAGAGUCCGGUCAGCUGCUCCUCUGUGGUCUCUGUGAGUUUCUUCACCAAUUCAUUUGCACAGUUUUCAAGUUUUUGUUUGUUAAUGUGUGAAAAUAAAAUGAAAACAUGAA
Solea solea (common sole) is the source of this 2540-nucleotide messenger RNA. It is a transcript of the gene traf3, whose product is annotated as TNF receptor-associated factor 3. Gene Ontology annotation, molecular function: zinc ion binding; tumor necrosis factor receptor binding. The record is from RefSeq and is a predicted model, not a curated record. Lineage: Eukaryota; Metazoa; Chordata; Actinopteri; Pleuronectiformes; Soleidae. Gene Ontology annotation, cellular component: plasma membrane signaling receptor complex. Bases 248 to 2023 code for a protein of 591 amino acids. Gene Ontology annotation, biological process: regulation of cytokine production; innate immune response; protein K63-linked ubiquitination. The transcript has 14 exons.